CGUUAAGUGGAUGUACAAUAGCGACUCCGUACAGCAGUGUAUCUCAAUCAUGGAGCACCUAUCCAUCUAUCAUGCGUUCUUCGCAUUGGCAUGCUUGGGACUCUUCAAGCUGGCACGGCGUAUUUCUAACCGUCGAGUUUUCGAGAAGUUCAAGAGUUUGAACGAAUGUCAGGGGGCCAUCGACAUUUCGGGCAGCUUUCCUUAUGGCUUGGAUCGCAUCAAUCGCAUCCGCAACUCGCGGAAGUCAGGCGAAGACUUUCUGGACGACAUUCUGGGAGGAGAAUUCAAGAAUGCCAGUACUUUUCAAAUGACCAUGGUAGAAGGCAGCUGCGUUCUUACUACUACUGAGCCAGCGAACCUGCAAGCUAUGUUGGCCACUCAGUUCAACAACUUUGAUACCGGCAAGAUGCGUCACAACCAGUUCUGGCCGGUGCUUGGAAAAUCAAUAUUCUCCAGCGACGGCGCAUUUUGGGAACACUCGCGAGCCUUGCUCAGACCACAAUUCGUUCGAGGCAAUAUCAACGACCUUGAAGAGACAGAGAAAGCUUCAGAUUUGUUCUUGAAGACUAUUGGAGCAGCUGGUCAUGAUGGGUGGACCUCAGAUGUCAAUUUGCAGCCUGCGGUUUUCAACUUCACUCUUGACGCAGCCACAUCUUUCUUGUUCGGAGAAUCAGUGGAGUCCCAAGCCGCCUACAUAAGUGCAAAAAAUGCUGAACGUGGCGGGACUAAGAAUGCCACGGCAGCACAAGAGGCUACGUCUGCAAUAUUCCUCGAUGCUUUCGCAACUGCCAGCGACUAUACAAUAUAUCGACUUAGACUUCAAAGUCUGUAUUGGCUGGCUGAUGGCUUCAAGUUCAGACGCGCAGCAAAGACAUUGCAUAACUUCACCGACCGGUUUGUUCAGCGUGCUUUGAUAGCGACCGCGGAGAACAAUGACCAGUCGACUAAGCCACCGAAUACCAGAACAAAUCUCCUAUACGCGUUGUCUACUCAGACAAGAGAUGGCGAAGAGCUCUGUGCUCAAGCUACAGCAGUGCUGUUCGCCGGCCGGGACACAACGGCAGCUCUUAUAUGUUGGUGCCUUCUUCGCCUUGCUCAACAUCCAGACAUCUAUGAUAAACUCCGGAAAACAGUGCUCACGACUUUUCCACCGGGAGAAUCAAUUGGCUUCGCAGAGUUAAAGUCUUGCCGCUCAUUGCAACACUUCAUUAACGAAGUUCUUCGUUUGCACCCUGCCAUUCCUUUCAACACUCGUGUGGCGAACAAGCAUGCCAUUCUGCCAAAGGGAGGUGGGCCCAAACAAGAUGCUCCAAUCGCUGUCUAUAAAGGUCAGACGAUUGCAUUUAGCCUCUAUCAUAUGCAUCGUCGUGAGGACCUCUGGGGAAAAGAUGCAGCUGAAUUCAAACCAGAGAGGUGGGAACAAAAGGUUCCAACAUGGCAGUUUCUGCCCUUCAGCGGAGGCCCAAGAAUCUGCAUUGGACAGCAAUACUCGCUGGUAGAAACGAGUUUCUUGAUAGUGAAACUUUUGCGCAGCUUUGAUAGAAUGGAGCCUGUUGGUUGGACUGAUGCUUCAGCGGUGAAGAGGGGGAUGGGCUUGACAAUGUGGCCUCGCGACGGAGUUCACAUGCGCCUGCACAGAGCGGCCAGCUACUGUAGUGGCUCGCUCGCAUUCGCAUUGGCACCGGCUGACAUAACCAGGCUCUGUAAAACAAGGUAAGCUCAGCUCAGCUCAGGGUAUGAUUCAUUCAUGCAUAGGGAACACUAAAG
This is a messenger RNA of Cadophora gregata, 1767 nucleotides long. RefSeq lists its product as uncharacterized. The transcript has 2 exons. The record is from RefSeq and is a predicted model, not a curated record. Gene Ontology annotation, molecular function: oxidoreductase activity, acting on paired donors, with incorporation or reduction of molecular oxygen; iron ion binding; monooxygenase activity. Lineage: Eukaryota; Fungi; Ascomycota; Leotiomycetes; Helotiales; Ploettnerulaceae. The coding region runs from base 11 to 1717 and encodes 568 amino acids.